Molecule: messenger RNA, 1476 nt
Organism: Pieris macdunnoughi
Lineage: Eukaryota; Metazoa; Arthropoda; Insecta; Lepidoptera; Pieridae
Source: the annotation of a GenBank genome assembly
AUGUCUUUCUUUGGAGUAGGAAAUCCAUUUGCCACACCGGUUGGUCAAAAAAUUGAACAAGCCACAGAUGGAUCCCUUCCUUCAGAAAAUUGGGCCCUUAAUAUGGAAAUAUGUGAUAUUAUAAACACUAGUGCAGAUGGACCUAAAGAUGCCAUAAAGGCAAUUAGAAAAAGACUGACCCAAAGUGCUGGGAAGAACUACACAAUUGUUAUGUACAGUUUAACUGUACUGGAGAGCUGUGUUAAGAAUUGUGGAAGACCUUUCCAUGUUCUUGUGUGCAAUAAGGAGUUUAUAUCUGAGUUGGUAAAAUUAAUUGGCCCAAAAAAUGACCCUCCCACGGUUGUACAAGAAAAGGUUUUGAGUCUCAUACAGUGCUGGGCGGAUGCUUUUCAAAAUCAACCGGAGUUGCAGGGAGUAGUACAAGUGUACAACGAAUUACGGACCAAGGGUGUUGAAUUUCCUAUGACCGACUUGGACGCUAUGGCACCUAUAUUUACGCCGCAACGGAGUGUUCCUGAUGGCGGCGAGCCGAUGGCUGGCUCUCCUCAGCGUAACGUCUUGGCGCCGAGUUCUCCCAUUCGGAUGCCGCUUGAAAAUAGUACUGGCACGGUGACCCUAUCAGAGAGUCAGACAAGCAAGCUAAGGGCCGAUCUAUCCGUGGUUGAGGGCAACAUGACAGUUAUGAAUGACAUGUUGAACGAACUGACAGCACAGCCGUAUACGCAGCAUCACGAAUCUGACAUACAAUUGCUUGAUGAGUUGGCAGACACACUCCGGGCCAUGCAAAGUCGGGUGGCAGAAUUAGUGGGGCGUGUAUCUGACGAGUGCCCUUUGACAGCCCAGCUAUUGCUAACUAACGACCAGUUACACAACUUACUUCUGAGACACUCUCGCCUAACCAGCAACCGAAACGCAGCUACCGGUGUUGCCACGCCAUCGGCCAUUCUCGGUGCCGCCAUGGGAGUUCCUGGGACUGUAUCACCCCCCAAGAAAGAGGAGGACGCACUCAUCGAUCUAAGUGACGAUGUUCCUGAUAUUGCUAAAUUAAGUGUGACAGACACGAAGAUUGAGAAGUCUCCAAGCGGCUCCAAGGACGAGUUUGACAUGUUCGCUCAAUCUCGAAAUGUCACGUAUGAAUCUUCCAAAACUGGUGGAAGCAGUUACGCGGACAACUUAGAGGAGCAGACGACAGCGGGAUUAGCAACGGCCGCUAACACACGAGCGACCCAGCAACCCUUGCCAUCGGGAAUGGAUCAAAGGGAAAUCGAUGAGAUAUCUGCUUGGUUAGAACAAGAAAAGGCCGCCACAGAAGCCAAUGCCAACGCUGGACAAGAAAGUGUAACGAGCAGUGACUUCGAGAAGUUUCUAGCAGAGAGAGCUGCCGCAGCAGACAGCCUCCCUGACGCCAAUAACACAAGCAACACGCCCAGGCACCGACAGAUCAACAAGGAUCAAGAUUCGAUGUUCGCCCUAUAA